Messenger RNA from Populus nigra (black poplar), 1206 nucleotides. Its product is annotated as adenine phosphoribosyltransferase 5-like. The transcript has 7 exons. Gene Ontology annotation, molecular function: adenine phosphoribosyltransferase activity. The coding region runs from base 280 to 855 and encodes 191 amino acids. Gene Ontology annotation, biological process: adenine salvage. Gene Ontology annotation, cellular component: cytosol; cytoplasm. The record is from RefSeq and is a predicted model, not a curated record. NCBI's taxonomy places the organism in Eukaryota, Viridiplantae, Streptophyta, Magnoliopsida, Malpighiales, Salicaceae.
ACACUGAUCAUCUUUUGCUCCAUUAGAUUGCAUUGAUGAGAGAAAGAUUUGGUCUUUAGCAGAGUUUAGGAGGGCAAAAAGAGUUUGUAAAGAAUUCUACUUUGGUUACCAAAAUCCCAUUUCACAGAUACAGAGACAAACAGGGUAGAGAAGCCAUAACUAUAGAGUUUUGUUGCUUAUAUUAACCACCCUUUCACAAGCUUUAACGCCCCAUUUCAGUAGAGGAAAAUUAAUCAGAGAGAGAGAGAGAGAGAGAGAGAGAGAGAGAGCAAAGAAGCAAUGUUUGCAGCUGAGAAUGGACUCAAAAGUGACCCAAGAUUACAAGGCAUCUCUGAAGCUAUCAGGGUGGUGCCUCACUUUCCUAAACAAGGGAUAAUGUUUCAAGAUAUAACAACUUUGUUGCUGGAUCAUAAAGCUUUCAAGGACACAGUGGAUAUCUUUGUCGAUCGCUAUAGAGACAUGAGCAUUUCUGUUGUUGCUGGAGUUGAAGCUAGAGGGUUCAUGUUUGGCCCAGCAAUUGCCUUAGCUAUUGGCGCAAAGUUUGUUCCUUUAAGAAAACCCAGAAAGUUGCCAGGUGAAGUGAUUUCUGAAGCAUAUGAGCUGGAAUACGGAACUGAUUGUCUAGAAAUACAUGUUGGUGCUGUUCAGCCUGGCGAACGUGCAAUUGUAAUUGAUGAUUUGGUUGCUACAGGAGGGACCUUGUCAGCAGCAAUAAGCCUCUUGGAACGAGUGGGGGCUGAAGUAAUUGAGUGUGCUUGUGUGAUUGGGGUGCCGGACAUCAAGGGACAGUGCAGGCUCAAUGGCAAGCCACUUUAUAUCCUCGUGGAGCCACGCCAAAUCGAUAAUUGUUGUUAAGGACAGGUCUGUGAGGAUGACUAUGCGCAGGCCGACUUCGCCGAAAAAGAUGACACCUGAACCAUAGGUGAUGAUGUGUUGAUAUGUUUCUCUGCCAAGUUUCAUGCUGCUGGGCAUACCUCCCUCACAGUGCUCAUCCUGUAUCAUUCUUUUUUCAUUGUGGGAUCUUGAAUCAUAUUUAGGCUGCUAUGACAGUUUUGAAAAAAAGAAGCAGAGACUGUUUUAGAUGUAGUUAAUAAUGAUUAAAUGAUUCAUUGUCCUGGCUUUUCUUUACAGCCCCCUUUAUGUCUCAUGGGAAAUUUGAUGUCUGGCAAUCUAUAUGUGAAACUUUGACAUGGUCUAGAUUUGACA